AUGGGGUGGCCAGUCCUGCUGCUGCUGGCGGGUUUCCCUAGUGCUGCGGCGGGUGGGCAGGACCCAGGCUGGGGCUCCCAUGCCGCCUCCGUCAUCACUGUGUCCAACGGGGGCCCAUGGGGCGACUGGGCCUGGCCAGAGACGUGUCCCGAGGGCUCCUAUGCCGCUGGUGUCAGCUUCAAGGUGGAACCGCCCCAGGGAGCGGCGGGGGACGACACGGCGCUGAACGGCGUCUGGCUGCUCUGCUCGCCACCAGGGGCCGGCGGCACCUCCUCCGCCGUGGAGUCACAGAGCGGCCGGUGGGGCCGCUGGUCGGAGCCCCGCUGGUGUCCCCACCGAGGGCACCUGGUGGGCUUCGCCCUGCGGGUCCAGGCGCCCCAGCACCGGCUCCUGAGCGAUGAAGUGGCCGCCACAAACGCCCGCUUCAGCUGCUCCAACGAGCAUGUCCUAGAGGGGCCGGGCAGCGAGCGAGGCGAGUGGGGCGGCUGGAGCCUGCCCUGCCCAGGGCGGGUGUGCGGCAUCCAGACACGGCAGGAGCCUCCGGGGGGGCUCCGGAGCGACGACACCGCCCUGAACGACCUACGUCUCCUCUGCUGCAAGAAGUGA
This is a messenger RNA of Nothoprocta perdicaria, 606 nucleotides long. RefSeq names its product vitelline membrane outer layer 1 homolog (gene VMO1). The record is from RefSeq and is a predicted model, not a curated record. Bases 1 to 606 code for a protein of 201 amino acids. The transcript is spliced from 3 exons. NCBI's taxonomy places the organism in Eukaryota, Metazoa, Chordata, Aves, Tinamiformes, Tinamidae.